AAUUGGUAAAAGUAAAAAUAUACUCCGUGAGAGAUAAUAUAUGGAUAAUAAAAAAACAUUUCUUACCAUAUUAAGUACUACGUAAUCCGUAGUUAAAUCACAUUUCUUUGAGUAGAUAAUUUGUCUUACAAAGCUUAAAAAUGGGGCACGUUAAUUACGCUUUAAGAACACGUCGUAGAAGAGAGUAAUGAUCAGGUCCGGAGUUCCUGACCGGAACCGCCGUCCGGACCGCGGCGUUUGGCCGCCUUCCGGGUGGAAUUUUUUGAUGAAAUUUUUAUGACAUGUUUCCAUCAAGUCUAGUUUAUCCACAAAAAAAUUCAGCCCAAAAACUCAAUGGGGAAGGUCGUCAAAUAAUUUUUGCAAGUUAACUGGUCCGGAAAAUACCUAUUCUGGACCAGUUAACUUGCAAAAAUUAUUUGACAACCUUCCCGAUUGAGUUUUUGGCUGAAUUUUUGUGUGGAUAAACUAGACUUGAGAGAAAACAUGUGAUAAAAAUUUCAUCAAAAAAUUAUACCUCACUUUCUUCAUGACAUGAACAUCGGUGCGUAGAAGAAUCCAUAUUUGAAGUAGCAUAGACUAAUCUCUAAUUUUCCAGCCAGCACCGAGUCAAACUAUGACUUUGAAUCAUCUGCUUCAAUGCACUCGUAUUUAUUUAAGCAAGACAAGACAGACGCGAAAGGAGGAUCGGAAGCGCUGAAAAUCAGAAUCGAAUCGAAUUGCGGAGACGUUUGUUUAACGAAUGGCCGGUGUUAUGCCUUUGAAAGAGACGUUCUUCAUUUCUCAUGGGUCGCCAACUCUCUCCAUCGACGAAUCGCUACCGGCCCGCCGUUUUCUCCAAUCUUUCCGGGAGAAAAUCUUCUCGGAGAAGCCCACCGCAAUCCUAGUCAUCUCCGCCCACUGGGAGACCUCCGUACCUACCAUCAACUCCAUCAGCGGCCGCCACGAAACCAUCCACGACUUCUACGGCUUCCCCAAGCAGAUGUAUCAGCUCAAGUAUCCAGCGCCAGGAGCGCCAGAGUUAGCAAAAAGGACAGCUGAGUUACUUCUCUCUUCUGGUUUCAAGAAAGUGGAAAAAGACACCAGACGUGGUUUGGAUCAUGGAGCAUGGGUUCCUCUUAUGCUCAUGUAUCCAGACACUGAUAUCCCAGUGUGCCAGCUUUCUGUCCAGCCAAACAUGAAUGGAACACACCAUUACAAUAUGGGCAAAGCAUUGGCUCCUCUUAAGGAAGAAGGUGUUCUCAUAAUUGGGUCUGGAUCUGCCACUCAUAACUUGCGGACUCUCAGGAGUGAAGGACCUCCUCUUCCUUGGGCUAAGGAAUUUGAUGACUGGCUCAAAGUUUCCCUUUUCAAUGGAAGGUAUGAAGAUGUUAACCACUAUGAUGAGAAAGCGCCACAUUCAAAGCUUGCACACCCGUGGCCUGAACACUUCUACCCAUUACAUGUUGCGAUUGGAGCCGCAGGGGGGGAGCCGAGGGCAGAACUUAUUCACCAGAGCUGGAGCAAUGGCUCCCUCUCCUAUUCUUCCUUCAAAUUCACUCAGUGAUACUGCUUGACAAAUGACAGAUCAAUACCUGUAUAUAUUUAUAAUGUGUUGCAUAUUGCUGUACAGUUCAAUCAAUAAGGGAACCUGUGACAACAAUGGGAUUCAAACUCUGACAUUUUUUAUUUAAUUGAGGCCUAGGUGGUGGUUAUGGUUGCAUUUUGGAAUAUGUUCUUAAUAUAGAGUUUUUGUUUUUGCUAAUGGGUAAUGCGAG
This is a messenger RNA of Cuscuta epithymum, 1754 nucleotides long. NCBI's taxonomy places the organism in Eukaryota, Viridiplantae, Streptophyta, Magnoliopsida, Solanales, Convolvulaceae. The record is from the annotation of a GenBank genome assembly.